ACUAUAGGCACGAGACACAAAGCUACAGGAGGGGCCUCAUAUUCAUGAGUGGGGAGCUUUUAACUGUGGGCCGGGCAGGACGAAAUUGUCAGUACGUUCGCAGGUACCGGUGAGAACGGGACGUUUUUCCAUUUUUGAUUUCGCUCUCCUCAUCGUUUGUGGUCUUAUCGAACAUUUUUAUCUCGUUUGUUGUGUUUGCUUGUUUGGAGUGCGUUCGGGACUUUACACCUUUCGUACUUGAUAAAAAUUUACCUCCAAGAGUUUUUAUUCAUUAUCACCGAUUUUUUUUUCAGAGCUUGUUACAAAUGGACUGUGAUUAAGAAUUGUGGAUUUUACGAGUAGUGCAGACGAUUUUAAUUCUGUAUUUUUAUAAACAUCAGGCCUCAUUACAAAACCCGUAUUGUUAAGUUGUUAAUUCAUACAACUGUUGCCUGUUAAAAUUUUUUUUUUAAUUAUAUCAUAACGUGAUGAAGAUACGUCGAUAAUUUGCUAGUUUCAGAUACAAGCGAGUAUUUUAACGGACUUAAAAACCAAUCAAAAUGACGACGCUAACAGUCUUAGAAAAUUUAAAUGAUCAUUCAACCAGCCUCAACCCUAUUAGCUCAGCGACGACAUACAUCCUCACAGCAUCUACCUCACCAACAGUAACAACAGCUUCCAACAGGACAACGGUCAGCAAAAUUGUCCCCAAAAGGCAGCGGCAAGAUGACGACAACCAUACCACAGCUAUUAAAAAUAAACGGCCCAAAGGAUCCCAUCAUAGGGGGUCGGCGGCCCCAGCAGUGGCGAGAAGAAACGAAAGAGAACGCAACAGAGUCCGACAGGUCAAUUUAGGUUUCGCCACUCUAAGACAACACGUUCCAAAUGGGGCCAAAAGUAAGAAAAUGAGCAAGGUAGAGACUCUCAGGUCAGCAGUUCAAUAUAUCAAACAGUUACAGCAACUACUAACGGACGAAGAUGUGGGUGGUGAUGAGGAGAACAGUGUUCCAUCUUUUGAAGAACAAUUCCGACAUUUACAUCCUGCUGCUCAGCAUCAUUUGCAUCAUCCAUCAGCCACGAACAAUUCUCAUAAUUUUGGAGAUGCGGCAUUGCUGCAUCUCAACUCGGCCGCUGGAGGUACGUUGUCGUUCGGUGGACUCACAUCCCCACCCUGCUCAUCUCCAACGCCGAGUUUAGGUUCCGAUGCAAGUUCACCUUACGAUAGUCUCAGUCCGGAAGAUGAAGAACUACUCGACUUCACGACGUGGCUUUCUUAAUGGAACUCCGACUCGAUUUGAAGCUUCGAAAGAGUGAAAAGGACUCAAAGUUGUGCUAUUUUUUUUGUGUUCAAAAAAGACAUUCGAAAGUGUGUGAGAAAAAUUCCAUUUGAGGGUCCUUGAAACCGGAACGAAAACAACUCUCUGAGACAUAGCUAAAUUAAAAGGAAAAGCUCUUUUCUGCGUAGUUGGGGAUACCUCUUUGCGGAACUUCGGACUUUGCAUCUAUGGUCACUCAACCGUUCUUCCAGAAAAAUCGCCGAAAAACCACCACUUUGAAAAAAAAAAACUUUUAUUUUUCUCCUUUCUUAAAUCUCAGUUUCCAACAACCUCCGCCGGCGGCCAUGUUUGAAAAUCGUCUGAUGUCGACUUCCGGUCGGAGGACGGAAGUUCGUGCGGCUUCCAUUCCAAACCGAAGGAUUUCCUGAACUUGGCUGAAAAAGAAACGUAUUCUUCAUACGUUCCUCUCCCCCUCUUCAAUUGUAAAAAGUAGGAAUAAAAAAAGAAGAAAAAAGAAAUGAAAGAGACGAAGAAAAAACUUAAGUGGAACACUUUUUAUUUCACUUUCUGGAAAUGGAGUCUUUUUACCAAACUCUUUUUACAACGCACACACAGCUAAAUAUGUGUUCGUUUUUUUAAAAACUUUUUUUUAUUUUAUUUUAUAAGAUGAGCUUAAAAAUAGAGAUUAAAAAAAAUAUGUGCUACAUGUAUGCGUGUCAGAUGAGAUAGUAGAGGUAUUUGAAAUGUUUUUUAAUGCAUUUAAAUUAAUGAAUAUUUUUUUAUGAUAAUAUAUAUAAAACUUGUUAAAAUUUUUGAAGCCUGAUUAUAAGACUUAAUUACAACAUUUGUUUAUCAAUAUCAUAAUCCGAAAGAUCAUGUAAGAACACGUUAAAAAUUGGCUACAUAGUUAAGAUUUCGAAAUUUUUUUAUUAAAUCUCUUAAAAAAAUUAGCAAAAUAAUUUAUUAAUCAAAAAAUAUAACUGAUCAUUAUUUAUACUUCAACUGUAAAAGUUGGUUAAGAUUUUUAUAAAUCUUUUUCAAAAUAUAAUUUUAUGUGUUUUUUCACUGUUUAUCUCAUUAUGAAUAAUAAUCUCAGUUUUAUUAUUAAAUAAUUAACUCAUUCGAAAUGUAAUGAAAUUUUAAAAAAAUAACCUCAAGCAAAAUAAAAUAUUUAUCGCUGUUAUUUUAUUUCUAAGGGAUGUAUUUCCUAAUUUGCUCAAGUUUAAUAAAUGCAACUUUUUUGAUAUUGUAAUAAAGUGAAAGCAGUCUCAAUACUAAACUUUUCCUACUAAAAAAAAAGAACUUUAGCUCUUCUUAUUGCCAUAAGACCUAAAUCCUGUGAUAACAGCCCACGAUCAAAAAUAAUUUUUUAAUAAAUCUUCGUAAACUUUUUUUUUAUAGCACCAAAGGUGAAUAAAUUAUGUACAUAUCAUUAUGCUGAAAUGUAGAAUUCGCAGAUAAUACACGGAGAAAAAUUCUGGUAAAAUUACAGUACUGCAUGGUAGUGAUAUUUCUGGUAAAUAGAAAAAAUUCGAGUUCAUAAAACCAAAGUAUAUUGCCAUUCAUUUGGUAAUUUUUCCAUUUAUAUGGUAACAGUUUACCGGAAAUUCUGGUUGUCAACAUUAUAGCUCUUAUUAUCACACAUUUAAUAAAAAAAUACAAAACUGAAAAGUAAAUUUUGCAGAAUAAAUGAUUUUCAUGCCAUACUCUAAGGUAUCGUGAAAAAACUACCCGAAUUUUACCACAUUUGCGAAAUUUAAUCAAACAUUAUAAAACAACAUUUUAUAGUUAAUUUUACCAAAAACAUUACCAAAGCACUUCGGUAAAUGUUACCGUGUAUUUUGGUGCUCCCAUGGAGCCAAAGACAUGGUAAAUUUUACCAUAUUCCAAAUUUUAUCAUAUUCCAAAUUUUACCAUAUAGUUUUGAACAUACUUUUUUUCCCAAGUUCAUAAAUGCAGCAAAAAUUUCAUAAUACUGCCAUACCUCAAUCAUUGUUCCGUUUUUUGAGACGAUUUUCAAGUAAUGUAUUAUUAUUUUAACGAAAGUAUAUGUCGUAGUGCUGUAAACGCAGAUAAAAAUAAUACAAGCGCACAACGCAUUAGCAUUUUAAUCUGAAAAAAAAGCACAUUAUAAACGUGUUUGCAAAUCUCUGAUAUAUCUGCAAAAGCUAAAUUAUACAAAUAAUCUUGAAUUAUCACUUUUUAAAAUGAAUUUUUUUACGAUAAAUUUUUACACAAAAUAUUUUUUACCCGAAAAAAAUUUGCAUAUAAUACGUGCCUUGAUGACGAUUUUCAAGAGAUAUUUUUUAUGAUGCCAUUUGACAUAAUUUUGUAGAAUGUAUUCAUAGAUGUUUUUUUUUUCUUCAUACAUUGGAAAUGUAGCAAUAGACUGUAAUAUAUUGAGUUUUUAAGACUUGCUGUUUCAGGAAAUGCAUAAUUGCAUGUGAUACCUCAAUUUUUUUUUCUUGUUGAUGUAGUUUUAGCAAUGAAUUGUGAAUAGUUGCAAAAGUAUGUGAGCGAUGUUAAUGAAAGUAGUAUUUAAGAAUGUAGAAAAAAAAUUGUAUAGAUUUAUGAAAACAAAUUUUUAGAUAUAUUAUGAAUAAUUAUUAUGUUAGUGUAAAAAAAAAGAUUGAUUUAGUUCCAGGCAUCUUACCAAUGAGUAUUUUUAUACGUAAAAUAAGCACAUCUUGUUUUAAGUAUCAUAUUGUAUUAUGUUAAUUGAGUAAAAUAGUGUCAAAACCGUGAAGUUAACUGUUAAACGUGUGCCUAUUAUACAACACAUUCCAUUUUUGAAUUUAUGUCUAGUCUACUGUUUUAAGAAGUACUGUUUGCCUACUGUAAGUGAUGUGUUACGACAUAUUUCAAUGCUCAAUUUUUAUUUUUAUGCUUCAUAGCGUAAGUGUAGGCAUUUAUAAACAUGAAAUAUAUUUUUAUUAUGAAUAUUAUUACAAUAAUAGCUAUAUUAUGAAAGUCUGAAAUUCGAUAAAUGCCAUUUUUCUCUCGUAAAUGUCGUCAUUCACAUAGUCACUAUGAUGAAUGGAUUAAUAAAAAUUCUAUCAUUAAUCACUAUUAUAUGAAGAAUAAAUUAUUUAGCUAUUCAUCAGAGAAUAUCGAGAUUUAACAGUGAAUGUUGAACAAAAAAAUGUGUCUAAUAUUUAUACACUAGCGUUUGCUUAUAAAAGGUAAAUAAUAAUGUUAAAUUUUUUUAAAUUUAACAUUCACCGUCAUUGUGCUGAAUGUUAACAUUUGGUGUUUGGUGAUGUUAAUGAAAAAUAAUGAUAUUAAAAAAUUUUUUUAUUCAACAUUCACCGUGAAUUCUCUGAAGAUGCUGAAUGUUGACCUCCGCCGGUGUAAAUGGAAAAUAAUUAAAUUUAACAAAACAUUUUAUCGGCAAUUCACCAUUAAGGAAUAUUGAAUGUUUACACCUGCAGAUGUAAAUGCCACUGUGAUAAUGAUAUUUAAAAAAAAGAUUUCAAUUUUUUUCCCUCCAAAAUUGGAAUCCGCUAUCAGUGAAUGGUGAAUGUCGAAAUUUGCUAGAACAGAGAAAAAUAAUAAACUUUACUAAACAUUUUUAAACAUUCACGGGAGUGAAAAUGUGAACAUUUGCAUUCACUGAAGAAUGUCGGCAUUCAUAAAUUUCGGGCUUUAACAUUAACACAAAUACUAUACAACUCAAACAAUGAAAUUUAAGAAAUAUUUCCGAACAUUCACCAAAGAGAUUAAAUGAAUAUUGACAUUCUCCUAUUUCGGACUUUCCCGAAAACACAAAUACCAUAUAACUCAGGAAGUAAAUAGUUUAUUUAUUAUAUUUAAAGGUAUUUCAGUCGCAAGAAUUAAAUUUUUUUGAUCUUUAUAAAAGUGUGCCUUAUGUAAAACAGUUGCUAGUGUUUUUUAAAAUUCAGCAUUGUUGUUGUUAAAGCUAUAAUAAUAUUUUACAUAACGUAGUUUAUUAAAAAAUGUAUGUAUCUAACGUAUGAUCAAGUAUUGAAUCGUAUGUUAAUAUGCUAGAUGUUAUAUUGCUCUUUCUAUCAAAAUUAUUACCUAUAUUUGCACAGAAAUCAAAAAAAUUGCCUUGAAAUACGUAGCCUUUUUAAUUGUUAAAUGUUUGAUCCAGUUAAUUUGUUUUUUCAGUUAAACAUUUCACUUUUACUUCUUUUUUAUUUAGAAAAAAAUAUUGGUAUAAUAAUUGUCACUUAGAAAAAAAAAACUAUAUUGCAAAAUCCGAUUUGAAGACUUUGUAAAAAAAAAAAAAUAUUGAAGCAAAGCUGGAUUAUUUACAAAAGAAAUUUAAAAUUUUGAAAUAAAAGUAUGAAGUGCCUAUGUGUUCAUUGAAACUAUUUUGUAUUAUAAUUAUAAAUAAAAUGAAAGUUUAUAUUGUUUUAAA
Parasteatoda tepidariorum (common house spider) is the source of this 5640-nucleotide messenger RNA. Its product is annotated as achaete-scute homolog 2. NCBI's taxonomy places the organism in Eukaryota, Metazoa, Arthropoda, Arachnida, Araneae, Theridiidae. Gene Ontology annotation, molecular function: protein dimerization activity; RNA polymerase II transcription regulatory region sequence-specific DNA binding; DNA-binding transcription factor activity, RNA polymerase II-specific. The record is from RefSeq and is a predicted model, not a curated record. Gene Ontology annotation, biological process: developmental process; regulation of transcription by RNA polymerase II.